AUGGAGGCAGGCCGAAAGCUCGUCUUGGCAGCACGAGAUGGGAAACUUCGAGACUGCAAGGAGUUGCUGAAGUUGCUGCCUGCAAUCGACUUUGCAGAGCCGCCGCUUAUGCGGACUGCCUUCUGGCACGCCGCAUGGAAAGGCCAUGAAGCCGUUUGUCGUCUGCUGCUCGAAAAAGGUGCCGCCAUUAACCAUCAGGAUUUCGAAGGCAGAACGCCCUUACACGAGGCAGCUCACCAUGGCCACGCACACAUCGUUAAGUUCUUGCUUGAGAAUAAUGCGGCGAUCGACUUGCCCGAUGCGAUUGUUGAAAUUCUCUUAAAGGGUGGGGCGGAAACCAACUUCGUCACUCCAGACGAACUGACAUCUUUCCACUUCGCAGCCUUCGAGGGGAGUCCUGAACUGGCGAAGUACUUGUAUUACAAGGGCUCCUGGCGAAACCGCUUUUCACUCCAAGAGAGGAUCGAAGCUGAACGAGCGGAGCAGCUGAUAGCUGACCAAUCAUCCCUUAGCGCUGAGAGGACGAAACCGGAAGGAGUGGUCGCUGCAGAAGCAACGGACACUGCAGGAGAUCUGAUUGAGGCGGCAAGUCUGGAGAAAGAAGCCAUACCCGUUCCCGAAGCAGACCAGGAAAAGGAACAGGAGGCUGAAGGAAAUGGACAGAAUCGAACUCCCGAAAGCGCGGCAACGCGCUUGUCGAGCUUCGGAGGCUUUGACGAUACACUGGAAGAUGGCAACCACGAGGUUGCCGAGAGGUCGAUCCAUUCAGUGGACUCUGUGGACCACGCCCGAGAAACUGAAGGAGAGGCUGACGAAGGAACUGACUUCCCUGUAACAGGGUCAAAAGAGGCUGAAAAAGGAGAACAAGGAGAGGACAAAACUAGCGCUGAACUGGAUGAUGGUACAGAAGAGGACUCCCGCGAUACGGGAGACGUAGGGGAGGUUUAA
Messenger RNA from Neospora caninum, 948 nucleotides. Its product is annotated as ankyrin repeat domain protein, related. The coding region runs from base 1 to 948 and encodes 315 amino acids. The record is from RefSeq and is a predicted model, not a curated record. The transcript is spliced from 5 exons. NCBI's taxonomy places the organism in Eukaryota, Apicomplexa, Conoidasida, Eucoccidiorida, Sarcocystidae. Gene Ontology annotation, molecular function: protein binding.